AAUGACUGUCAUGAAACUUCAAAGGAAGAAGAAUUUACCUUUACCGCAGACAUAUACGUAGACACGCCAUGGACUGGCGCUGCCAUAGUGGCCAGAAGCCGGUUUAGAAGUGCGGCGAGACACCAGGAGGCAGAAGCCUCUGAAACAAAGUCUGACAAAGAGUUCAGCUUUUAUCCUCCUAUGCCUGGCCAAGACAGCGCACUGAGCUGGGGCGGAAAGAAGUUUGACGAAUUACCAAUAGUUCACAUUAAUGCCACAUACAACAGCACACACAUCCAGCUCACAGACAGCACAGGACAGUCCAUGGUCAGGACAUCCUGUGGCACCAAGGGCUUCAAGAACAUUAAGAAGUCCACACCCAUCGCUUCUCAGACUGCAGGAAUCUCCGCUGCUGCUAAAGCCACGGCCAAGGGAGUCACAUUUGUUCGGGUGGUGGUCAAAGGUCUGGGUCCUGGACGUCUGUCUGCCAUCAAAGGCCUGGCCAUGGGAGGCCUGGAGGUGGUAUCCAUCACCGACAACACCCCUGUGCCACACAAUGGCUGCCGUCCACGUAAAGCCAGUAGGAUGUGAUGUCUGGGCCAAUGUGUCACAUGCAUGCAUUGUGUAACUCUCUGGCUCUGAGCUGAACUACAUGAGGCAGUUUUGGGAUGUAAUUGUAGUUCAUGAGACGCCCUCUGCUACUGUCCACCUUCCAUGUCCCUGCAGCUCCUCC
Molecule: messenger RNA, 712 nt
Organism: Nothobranchius furzeri (turquoise killifish)
Lineage: Eukaryota; Metazoa; Chordata; Actinopteri; Cyprinodontiformes; Nothobranchiidae
Source: RefSeq, a predicted model, not a curated record